Messenger RNA from Candida tropicalis MYA-3404, 1860 nucleotides. RefSeq lists its product as uncharacterized. Bases 1 to 1860 code for a protein of 619 amino acids. The record is from RefSeq and is a predicted model, not a curated record. Gene Ontology annotation, cellular component: SBF transcription complex; MBF transcription complex. The transcript has a single exon. Gene Ontology annotation, molecular function: DNA binding; transcription regulator activity. Lineage: Eukaryota; Fungi; Ascomycota; Pichiomycetes; Serinales; Debaryomycetaceae.
AUGAUUCCACCAGAUUCUCACACCCAGACCCAGACCCAAUCCCAUCAACCAUUUGUUCAUCAGCCACCUUGUCAACCACAGCAGCAACAACAACAGCAACAAGUUUCAAUACAAUUGCCUAUACACAAGUCAUUUCCUUCACAAUUAAUUCACUAUAACUCCUUACCUUAUACUUUCACGGUGUCAGGACAACAGCAAUUUUACUUUCCGUUACAACGCGAAUUAUCCAGUGCUGCAAAUAUCAGCACUAACAAAUCCACAUCGGCUCAAUUGACAUCGUAUUCGCCAAUCUCACCGGAUCACACACCACCUAACGUAUCGGAUCCUCAAUUUUAUUCUCCUUCGUCUCUGUGUGUGUUAUCGUCGUCUCCGUCGUACCUGACACAGCCUACAAUCCUUGAUACAAAUACACAAAAGAUGUCUUAUCAAUUUCCUAUUACCAUACUGAUGAAUUAUGGUAAUCAUUUGCCACAACAACAAUUUCAACAACAACUGUCUCCCCAUCCUCAACAACAACAACAACAAUCACAACUAUCACCUCGCGAAUCAAAGAUGAAAGCAAAUAAAGUCGCCAAGAUCAAUCGUAGAAAAUCAAGAAACACCGAGAAUUUGGUUUCAAAAUUUCCAACUAAACUAAAAUCUAAAAAGACUAAGCGUAAUCAUAAUUUGAUACCAAAUAAUAGCAUCUACUAUCCAAUCUAUCGCCCAUCUGCAAAUGAUGGCUUAUCCUUUUAUGAUACCGAAUUUCUCAACAAGUUUAUUUAUCCAAAGAUUGAGAUUAAAAAAUAUUCCACUUCGGCACUUGAUCCACAACGCAGUUAUAUAACUGCAUACGAAUACCCGAUUAAUAAUCAUUGGGUCAUUUGGGAUUAUGAAACCGGUUGGGUCCAUCUAACAGGAAUAUGGAAGGCAUCCUUAAAUGUGGAAGAAGCAAAUGUUUCCCCCUCCCAUAUGAAGGCUGACAUUGUUAAAUUAUUAGAAUCAACUCCGAAAGAAUACCAACAUUAUAUCAAAAGAAUAAGAGGAGGAUUUUUGAAAAUUCAAGGAACUUGGUUACCUUAUAAAUUGUGUAAGAUUCUUGCUCGAAGAUUUUGUUAUCAUAUAAGGUAUUCAUUGAUUCCACUUUUUGGUGCAGAUUUUCCUAACUCGUGUUUGAAACCUAAUGCAAGAGGGUUUGGUGAAUUGAAGUUGGAUGAUUUACACAAUUUUGGAGAAAGUGCUUUACCAUUGCCAAUACCACCCCCUCCUACUUCCCAUCAACAACAAUCAAUUCCACAUACUAACAGUGGAAAUUCCAAUUAUGUUGCGAAGUCAAAUCAACUUGAGCCUCCUGCUCCUAUUACCAACGCCAAGGCUCUCCCGCCAGUGGGUGUGUUAUUACCAGGUCAACAAAGUCAACAAACUUCUCCACUUAUGCAAUAUAAUAGUAGUUCGUUCCCAUUCAAUUGUAACGUCACAACCACAAGUGAUGGAAAUUACAAUGCACCAAUAACUCCGCCAAAGCGCCAUUAUUCAAGUUCAAGCAGUAUCAGUAGUAUCUCAUCAUCUGUAUUCUCAGGUGAGAGAAUAACUCCAAUUUCUAAUGGAUAUCUGACAUCAGAGAUUCCAUCUUUUAAUGAAAUGAUUGAUAUUGUAAAUGCAUCAAAGUGUUUGCAAACUCUAAGUAAAGACAGUUCUAGUCCUCGUAAUAUGAAGAAUGAAAACAAAGUAUAUGGUUCAGAAAAUGGUGGCAUUUCUGCUAUUUUGUUAGCUGCUGGAUUGAGUGGUGUUUCAAAUAACCACAGGGAAGCUGUUUCUAGGUCAUCUCCAAGAGAUAGCAAUGUGAAAGCAGGCAUGACAAUUAAUGAUUUAUUAACGUGA